This is a messenger RNA of Manacus vitellinus (golden-collared manakin), 7985 nucleotides long. RefSeq names its product phosphodiesterase 5A (gene PDE5A). Gene Ontology annotation, biological process: signal transduction. Gene Ontology annotation, molecular function: 3',5'-cyclic-GMP phosphodiesterase activity; protein binding. The record is from RefSeq and is a predicted model, not a curated record. The coding region runs from base 316 to 2778 and encodes 820 amino acids. The transcript is spliced from 21 exons. Lineage: Eukaryota; Metazoa; Chordata; Aves; Passeriformes; Pipridae.
GGCCGCUCGGCUCUCGCCCCUUCUGGCUGUCGGUCCUCUCGAAGAGCCCGAUGUCGAGGACCUGAAGAGCUCGUCGGGGCUUUUCUCCCCUCUUUGGCUUGACAUGCUGCCUUUUGGAGAUAAGACGAGGUAUUUGCUCACCGUUGUCGCACACUUCGGCAGCGGGACUUCGAGUUGAAUUGGACUAAAUUCGGCUAUUUUUAGAAGUGGAGUCAGGUUUCCAUUUUGAAUAUUUUCCGAUAAACAAAGCAGUGGGGAUGCAGAGCACGGGCGAUCUGCGGCUCCCACGGUCUGUCUCAGCGAGAGCUCGGAGAAAUGGUUAAUGCAUGGUUUGCUGAGAGAGUUCACACCAUCCCAGUCUGCAAGGAGGGAACCAAGUCCCAGAGCGAAUCCUGUGCUUGUCACCAGCCUGCCUGUGCCGAGACCACCAGCCCUGGGACACCGGCGAGGAAAAUCUCUGCUUCGGAAUUUGACAGACCCCUAAGGCCUAUUUUUGUCACGGACUCGGUAGGAGCAGUGAGCUUCCUCUCAGGCUCUGAAAAGAAGGAACAGAUGCCUCUGCCAUCUCCAAGGAUUGAGACCAGUGCAGGGGAUCAGUGCUCAAGACUAUUAGAACUUGUAAAAGACAUUUCCAGUCACUUGGAUGUCACGGCGCUGUGCCAUAAGAUCUUCCUGCAUAUCCACGAGCUGAUAGCAGCGGACCGCUAUUCCCUGUUCCUGGUCUGUGAGGACAGCUCCAAUGAGAAGUUCCUCGUCAGCAGGCUGUUUGAUGUGGCAGAAGGCUCCACCCUGGAAGAAGCUUCCAACAACUGCAUCCGCCUGGAGUGGAACAAGGGCAUUGUGGGGCACGUGGCAGCCAUAGGCCAACCCCUGAACAUCAAGAACGCCUAUGAGGAUCCAAGAUUCAAUGCAGAAGUUGACCAGAUCACAGGGUAUAAGACUCAGAGCAUCCUCUGUAUGCCAAUAAAGAAUCACAGGGAAGAGGUUGUCGGUGUGGCUCAAGCAAUCAACAAGAAAUCUGGAAUUGGUGGCACCUUCACUGAACAAGAUGAAAAGGACUUCGCCGCCUAUUUGGCGUUUUGCGGAAUUGUCCUUCACAACGCGCAGUUGUACGAGACGUCUCUGCUGGAGAACAGGCGGAAUCAGGUGCUUCUUGACCUUGCCAGCCUGAUCUUUGAGGAGCAGCAGUCUUUGGAAGUAAUCCUGAAGAAGAUAGCUGCCACUAUAAUAUCCUUCAUGCAAGUGCAGAGGUGUACCAUCUUCAUAGUGGAUGAAGACUGUCCCGAUACAUUUUCCAGUGUGUUUCACAUGGAAUCUGAGGAAUUAGAAGAUUCUGCUGAAAAUCUGAAGAGGGACUACGACACAAACCAAAUCAAUUACAUGUAUGCUCAGUACGUCAAGAACACCAUGGAGCCACUCAACAUCCCAGAUGUCUGCAAAGACAGAAGAUUUCCCUGGACGAAUGACAGUGCAGAAAAUGUAAGCCAACACAUAAAGAGUUUGCUGUGUACACCAAUAAAAAAUGGGAAAAAGAAUAAAGUGAUAGGUGUUUGCCAGCUGGUGAACAAGAUGGAAGAAAACUCAGGAAAGAUCAAGGCUUUCAACAGAAAUGACGAGCAGUUCCUGGAAGCCUUCGUCAUCUUCUGUGGCCUGGGGAUCCAGAACACACAGAUGUACGAGGCUGUGGAGCGAGCCAUGGCCAAACAGAUGGUGACAUUAGAGGUUCUCUCAUACCAUGCUUCUGCUGCUGAGGAGGAAACGAGGGAGCUGCAGGUAACAGUGGCUGCUGUGGUGCCAUCUGCACAAUGCCUCAACCUGACCGACUUCUACUUCAGUGACUUUGAGCUGUCAGACUUUGAAACGACGCUGUGCACAAUCCGCAUGUUCACAGACCUCAACCUGGUGCAGAAUUUCCAAAUGAAGCACGAGGUUCUCUGCAGAUGGAUUUUAAGUGUAAAGAAAAAUUAUCGGAAGAACGUUGCCUACCACAAUUGGAGACAUGCCUUUAAUACUGCCCAGUGCAUGUUUGCUGCUCUGAAAUCUGGUAAAAUUCAGAGCAAACUGACUGACCUAGAAACGCUGGCUUUGCUGAUCGCCACCCUGAGCCACGAUUUGGAUCACAGGGGAGUGAACAACUCUUACAUACAAAGAAGCGAACAUCCGCUGGCCCAGCUGUACUGCCACUCGAUCAUGGAGCAUCACCAUUUUGAUCAAUGCCUUAUGAUCCUGAACAGCCCAGGAAAUCAGAUUCUCAGCAACCUUUCCAUUGAAGAAUACAAGGCUACACUGAAAAUGAUAAAACAAGCCAUUCUUGCCACAGACCUAGCACUGUACAUAAAGAGGAGAGGAGAAUUUUUCGAACUUCUAAGGAAGAAGCAGUUUAAUUGGGAAGACCCCACACAGAAGGAGCUAUUUUUAGCCAUGCUGAUGACUGCUUGUGAUUUAUCAGCUAUAACCAAACCAUGGCCAGUCCAGCAACGGAUUGCUGAGCUUGUAGCUACUGAGUUCUUUGAUCAAGGAGAUAAAGAGCGGAAGGAACUCAACAUAGAACCAACAGAUCUAAUGAACAGAGAGAAGAAAAACAAAAUUCCCAGCAUGCAGGUUGGAUUCAUAGAUGCUGUUUGUUUGCAGCUGUAUGAGGCCCUAACACAUGUGUCAGAGGCCUGCUCCCCUUUACUGGAUGGCUGUAAAAAGAACAGGCAGAAAUGGCAAGCCUUAGCUGAACAGCAAGAGAAGAACCUGAUUAAUGGAGAGAGCAAUCAAGGCAAACGGAACUGAGAUGCUGAUUUAACAACCACAAGCUUAAGCUCACAUAGAAGACAUAGUAAUAGGGGAGUACUGCAUUUUGCUGAACACUGUAUGAAUCUGGCUUAUGUUUUGCCACUGCUGUAUUAUCUUUCCACGUUCCAAGAUAUAGCAUGACCAUGUGUAUGCCAAGAGAUAGUAUGUGUCUUUUGUUACAUCUGACUGAGAUGGAAAAAGACCUGCAAGGGUGGUUUUUGCCCCCCUGCUCCAGCAGAAGGUACUAGUGCAGUGACUCGACUGUGCCCGAGAGCCUCUGACUUUCCAGAUGUAUAUAGUUGUUUGGUGAUCAUGUUGUGGCCAGUAUCUCACAGACUACUGCAUUUCGCACCUUUUUCUCUUCCCCCUCCCAAUCUUGCUGUGUUAUGGUAUAAAAGUCAUGAGCAGUCUCGCCUGUUCUCUUCCCAGAGGCUCAGAGGGAAGACUGGGACUCGCUCUGGGGAGCCUAAUCCAGCAUAUACUAUGCUGACCUCCUUCAGAAGACAGAACUGGGCUCUGAGGUGAAAAGCCCCAGAAUUUAUGCACCCAGUAGUUCAAUUUUUUUUUUUUUCAUAUCAAAUGGAUGUCUGAGCAAAUGUCUUACUACAUUUGAAGAAGUUUUUAAGGCCCUUGUGAAAUACUAGGCAAUGAGGGUCUUGGGAGUUUUGUGGUGGAAGUGUCACAAUUAUCCAUGAAUAAUGGAAACUGCUGGAAGACUGCUGAAAUGUCCCAGCAUACCUGACAGGCUGCCACGGAAGGAUGAUGGAAGGAUGGCUCCCAUAGAAAGCUGCAAGAAGCACAGAGAGAAAUGGAAACUGGAGAGGAUCAUUUUUAUCUGCUGGUUUUAACUUCGUUUGGAAGUUGAUUUUAACAUCAUCCAACCGACAGAGGGGGUCACGGGCAGAAGAGAACGUGACUGCAAGAGCGAGAGGUGACAAUCUGAGUCAGAAAGGUGCAGGAAUGGCACAAUCCUGGUGACUAUCCAUGACUGAUUCUUUAGGCCAGUGUUGCUAUGAAAUGGCUAUGACCACUUGGAAGGAAGUUUUAUGUUAACAUCUCUUACAAAUCAUUUUUAGCAUUAGUUCACAAUGAUUAAUCACAGCGUCUUAAAAAAAUUAGAAAAAAAAAGAGUACCAAAAGCAAAAAUAGCCAAGAAUGCUACAGGGAUUUGCCAUUUGUAUAUGAGGCAUUAAUGUUCUGAAAAGUAAGAAAUCCAUUAACUUGCACUAGCAAAAACCCCAACAUUGGUAUUUUAUUUAAAAGAAGAUGAUUAAUAAAAAUGGUUGUGAAUUGGGGACCAAUUAAAGAAAAUAUGCACAUGAGAGAGAUGCCAAAAGAGUAAAACAAAGAGGGUACUAUUCCUCGUGUAGACAGGAUCAGGAGAUGAAUGUCAGCAGUCUAAAAUGGAUCAGCAGUACCUGUAACUUUGGCUGCACAGACACACACAGAAUAGUGUGGGUUUUUAAUGUGUAAUAAUGAUUCUCUGGUUAAAAUCUGCAAUUGUGUUGGGCAAAAGUAACACACUUAGGAUUGUACUUUGAAGUAUGGGCAUUUAUCUCUAUCACAAUAAUCCAGAACAUUCUAGUUGGAAAGUGCAAUGAGUUAUCAACCCCUCCCCUUGUAAGAGCUGGUCAGAAAGAAGUGAAAAUUCCCCCUUUUUAUCAGUUUCUUCAUUUAGAUAAUUUAUAGCAGAAGCUAAGAAAAUAUAAAGCAAAUGUUUCAAAAUGUCUGACGAUACCGAGUUUCAUAGUUGAAUUUUUUUUUUAAUGUAGAAUAAGGUAUUCUGACAGUCAGCAGCAUUUCUGCCAACCUAAAUUAUUUGUCACUGAUUAAAUCCUAUCUCAGACUUCUCUAAAGAGCACCAAUAAUGUAUUAUUGCAGCUGAAUUUGAAAACAUUUUUCUAGAAAAGUAUUUCUCCUGACUUCCUUCACACAGAUUAAAAAAAAAAAAAAGUAUGGAUUUCAAUAAUAAUUCAGAAUUCCAGGACUACUGUUAUGCAGUGCUCCAUAUGUGUAUUUAUAUGCAAAUGACAGCAGCCUGCCCACCCCAACCAAAGUUUUUAGGUACUUUUUGAUAAAUAGGAAGCUUUGCUUCAGGAUUUGCAUAGUCCUUGUAUAGUCUUCUCCUUGAGUGCUUGAGAUACUGAAAUAUAAUUAUUACACUAACUGAUGAGAUACCUAUUUAAUAUAAAUAUGAAUAAAUUAUAUGUAUAUAAAGGUGUAUUCUUGCUAUAAUGGUUGAGACUGGUAAUUCAUGGUGACAACACAGCAGAUAACUAUGAUAAUAUUACAGUGUAGUGGCUGAGCAUCUUUUACAUUAAUAUCCCAGUAUUUCUUUGCUAUAUUGUGUGUCCAGCAAAGCUUUAUUAUAACUAAAUUUAUAACUGCUACAGAAGAGGGAUGGAUUCAUACCUUUGACUUGAAAAAAAGGGCAUGACAUUACAUUUUUUAAAGGUUCACUUACAAUGAGCAGUUAUAGAGAAUGUGCAUAUAUUUAAUUACAUAUCUGUACACAUUUAUCCCACGGAAUCUCUUCCACUACAGAGAUUGGAACAUAGGUAUAAAUACAGUUCCUAGUGAAUAAACCAUUUAUUUAUCAUAAUACACCUGUAUCUGUAUGUAUUUCUACAAAACCAAAGCCUUUAAACUACUGGUUUAAGAACCUUAAAAGCAUAGACUGCUGUAGUUCCUGAAAUUUCAGAGCAUGAUCAAUGUUUUUAAAUAGUGUUUAAUUCUGCCUGAAGGCAGAGUGUGCUGGCUCUGUGUCAGCUUUGUGUGAAGCAUUUGCAGAAAUUCCUUUCAUAAUGGAGAUAUGGGACAAUAUGGGGGAAAAAAAAAAGCCAGCCUGUUUCCUGCUUGGAGUUCACUGCCUUUAAAAUUCAACAUUUUCAAACCCAGCUAGUGGAUUACAGCCACAAGCUGCCCUGCAUUUCAUCAUGAGUUGUGUUUCUGGUGAUUUUAGUCAGGUCUCAAACAUUUUCUCCCCACUUUAUACUGUCUAGCUAAAACAACCAGGGGGGAUUACACAAGAAACCAGCUGGAGUGGAGUUUUUCCCUUGGUCAGUUCAGACUAAAGUUUAUUAAAGCCAUUGUCAAAUUUGAUAUUUCAAUCUUCAGGUACAGAAUUUGUCCCAGUGAAGGCAUCUAAGUUAGCAUCCUACUUGAUCUCAGAUAUGGACAUAUUUUCUUUUAGACUCACUCCACAGCACAGUUUAAUGCUUAAAGUACACUUUUCUUUCUGUUUUUGUUCUCCUUCUCAAAAAAAUUACUUGUCAUAUGUAUUAACACACAAAAAAUUACUGAUUAACCCUACCUCUUCUAAUUAAAAAUAACAAUGAGGUUCUUAAGCUGUAGGUUGAACUUCUUUUCCAAUAAAUUAGUCCCACAUCCAAUAUUAGCUGUGGAACAUUUCUAGGUUUUCUAUUAUCUCACACAAUUAAAGAAAGGGGAGGAAAAUAAUGUGAUGUUGAUUUUGGAGAUGGUGAUAAUUGUUAAUUAGCAGCUUAAAGUUAAGAGCAGAUUCCUCUCUUAUCUUCAAGUGAGCUAGUGAGAAAAGUAAACAACCUGUUCCACUGAUGAUCAGCUGAUCUCUCCUUCGAAGAGAGGACUGAAGCCUGAUUUUAUGUACCACUCUCAUUCGUGUAAAGAUAAACUUUUCACCUCCAAUCCAAAGCAUUUUACCUGGCAGUGGCAUGAACUGACAAAAUCAGAACUCUGUCUAAUUCAUAUACAAGAUUUCUCAAAAUCCCCAGGUAACUAAUUUUCCAAUGCAUUGCACAGAAAACUUAUGAAGAGUCAGAUGUAGUCCCAUAAAAUUCGGGGAUGUUGCCUGAGUUAUCUGGUUGGUGUCCCUUGCAGUUCUCCAUAGGAAGACAGCAGAGAGUUCUUAUGGAAAAAAAGAAGCCUCACUGAUAUUAAAUUCAUACAGUUUUUAAAGGUUUUAUAAAGAUCUGGUAUUUCAGGCAAAUAUAUAUAUUGGCUUUAGUUUGGAGUCUUGUCUCUGUGAUGCUGUGGGGUUUUCUCUUCGUGUCAAAUCACGUGCAGUUUACAUUCCACAAGGUUUCAGCUUUAUUUCACAGUUCCCUGCUGCACUUCUUCAGGGACUUGCACUAAUUUGAAAGAUAAACUUGAACAUUGGAGCUUGAAUAAAAGAAUGAGUUUGGCCAGAGUAUGGUAAAUAAUGAAAGCUGGAUUUUUCAGUUUGGACUUUGACAGGAAGAAGAAACAUCCCAGAAUCUGGCCUGGUGAUUAGUGACACUUGUUAAAUACAGCAAAUAGUGCCAGCAGGAUAUUUGAUCUUUGUCACUGCUAGAUGAAUGGAAGUCGCAUGGGAAAGUUUAUUUUCCACAUAAAGACGUUUGUUUCCAUAGAGAAACUCAGAUCUAAGUACCACUGUUUGUAAAUGUGUAUUUAUGUGACAGUGCUGUAGAAUAGCCAGUUUUCACUUAUUUUCACAGCAUGAGCUGGUCAUGCCAGGGUCUAAAGCAUGCUCUGAUGCCUAUUUAAAGUCAGUCAUACAGAUUCCCACUCACCUCAGUGGGAGUUGGAUUGAGCUGUAUAAAAAGUGAAAGAAUGGUCAAAUCCACCUUUUUUACCUUCAAGGAGGGACCAAACUCUUACCUUGGCAACACCUGCCUCACCUGCUCUUUGCUGUGUUCAGCUCUUCCUGCUGAUGCCUGAGGUACCUUACAGAUGGAACUGAAGUUAGAAUUUGAGCCCUCUCUGUGUUCACAUGGGGGACACCUGCAUGUGUCUCUUAAAGAAUGUAGUGUGAAAUGCACUGUAAAUAGUUUUAAUAUACAUUCCUAUUAUGGCUUAAUAAAAAUCUUAGUCACAGUCACCAAUCACUGAGUGUGUCCACUUGUAUUCUUUUAUCUUUGAAAAAAGUUUGAACAAAUAUAUAGUUUCUGGGCACAGUAUUUUUGUACUAGGUUGAGGGGUUUCUCUGUAUAUUAUGUUUUGCCUGUAAGCAGUAUUAAAGUCUUCUGAAUGCUAUGUGUUCUUUCUUGCUUCUGUCCUAUGACUUCUUAGAGUAAAGCUGGUUACAUUACUUUAAAGAAUCAUUAUCCCUACUUACUGUACAGCUGAUAGAGAAUACAGAGUCAGGAUAUUUUCUAUGGUCAGACUGCUGCUUAUUAGUUAUCUCCUCAUUCUUCUCUUUGUACUGUUUUCAUGCUUUUUAAAAUAAAAAGGAUGAUGUCAAA